Hippocampus comes (tiger tail seahorse) is the source of this 2564-nucleotide messenger RNA. RefSeq names its product rho-related GTP-binding protein RhoA-C. Gene Ontology annotation, molecular function: GTP binding; GTPase activity. Gene Ontology annotation, biological process: small GTPase-mediated signal transduction. The record is from RefSeq and is a predicted model, not a curated record. Lineage: Eukaryota; Metazoa; Chordata; Actinopteri; Syngnathiformes; Syngnathidae. The coding region runs from base 131 to 712 and encodes 193 amino acids. The transcript has 5 exons.
UGUUCUCCUAGCUGUGUACCAUUUGGCGAGCACUGCAGUGAAAAAGAAGGCGAAGAAGAAGUCACUGGGAAGGAAGCUCCAGCAGGGAGUUAAAAUCUAGGACGAAGACUCUAGUUGUUGACGAGAAGAUAUGGCGGCCAUACGGAAGAAGCUGGUGAUUGUUGGCGAUGGUGCUUGUGGGAAAACGUGCCUCCUCAUCGUUUUCAGUAAAGACCAGUUUCCUGAAGUCUACGUGCCGACAGUGUUUGAGAACUAUAUUGCUGAUAUUGAAGUGGAUUGCAAACAGGUGGAGUUGGCCUUAUGGGAUACCGCAGGUCAAGAGGACUACGACAGGUUGAGGCCUCUCUCCUACCCAGACACUGACGUCAUCCUGAUGUGUUUUUCCAUUGAUAGCCCGGACAGUUUAGAAAACAUUCCCGAGAAGUGGACGCCUGAGGUGAAGCACUUCUGUCCCAAUGUUCCCAUCAUCCUGGUAGGGAACAAGAAGGACCUGAGGAACGACGAGCACACACGGAGAGAGCUGGCCAAGAUGAAGCAGGAGCCAGUCAAGACUGACGAAGGCCGCGAGAUGGCCAACAGAAUCAACGCCUUUGGCUAUCUGGAGUGUUCUGCCAAGACCAAGGAUGGCGUGCGGGAGGUGUUCGAGAUGGCCACCAGGGCGGCGUUACAAGUCCGCAAGCGCAAUAAGAGAAGCGGCUGCACGCUGUUGUGAGCUCUCCGUCAAGACGCCAUUGUGAAAAUCAAGAAACGAGGAGUGAGAGAGAAAAAACACAAAAAGGACUUACCUUUCCCCCCAAUGGCAUCUUUGUACUGUAUCCUGCAUUUCAUAGUAGGAGUCAGGCAGGUGAAUUAUACGCAAAACAUACAGGAAAUGAACUUUGUCUAUAUUAGAAAUUGUUGUUUGGAAAAAAAAAAUCUUUGUUGAUUUCCUUUACUUUGUGUUUCAAGCAAAAAGCAUGGUUUCUUCGAUCUUUUGUAACCCGCAGUGAUUUGAAGCGCAUGUUAGGAUGCCAUAUUGUUGAGCGAGGGCAGGUAGUUCUUCGCUAAUAUCCCGUCCCGUCCAAACCGUUUGCCCCGCUAAAUUGACGCCUGUGUUAACAGCUAGUGCCUUUUUGUACGUUUUCUACAUCCCUGGUUACUUCUCAUUGUGUUGUCAUUGCAAAUUACGCCAAGGCUUUCUUGUUGAGAGCGACAAAUGGCUGCUGUUCUUGCUCUUGACUCGGGCGCGUCACGGGUCAAUUGCCUCCGUGCUUCUGUAAUGUGACAAACGCACAACACAGAAGUGCUUGCCACGCCUCUCACUCUGUGAUUACCAGCUUGCGUCUACAAUUGGCAUGGUGGAAAGCGGUCAAAACAACAUGAGCAAGUUUGUACGAGUGACAGAUUCUGCAAACCUUCCCCGAAAGAAGGGGCAGGCUUGAUGGAUUCUGCUCACUGGCGUCCCCACCCGCCGCUGGAAUCUGCGCUCGACUGGUUAGCCUGGAACUCGUGUCUGGUUAGCCUCGUUUGCUCGCGUGGGUUUCCAGCAGGUCGUCAUUCUUUGUGUAUUUUAUGGGAGUUGAGUGAGUGACAGUGAGGAGUUUGCUUUCCCCUCCUGGUGCCUUCUCUGUUCUGGUGCGCCAUUGGCAUUCUCUACCAGACCUGGUAGACCAGUUGAGCUUGCAUUUUUCCGUUCUUGCGGCUCGAAUGCAAACAUUUCAUCUGUAGCUUACACUAUUCAGUUAGGGAUACUGCUAUUCAGCUAUUUCAGGAUGGAUAUAAAAUGUACUACACACAGUUUUCGUUCAAGAGAUAGGUAUUUCAAUAUUUCUUUAGUCCUGUUGGAGGUUGCGAUAUGGGUAAGAUCAGCUGCUAUAAAUUUUCCAAGUCUUGUUAGCUGUGCAAAGAUGAGUACUAAAAAGUUGGCGAGUGUAGAGAAUUUUUGGAUGUGGCAGCAUAGACAUAAUAUGGAGACAAAGCGGCCAUAAACACCGACCAUCCUACACAAUUAAAAUAGUUCUCACCGCCUGUGUGCAAAAACAAGUGGAAAUGAAGCAGAGACCGUUUCACUCAACGACUUGGUGACAGCUUAUCUUUAUCUAGCUGAAACAAGAGUUAUGCAAAAAGUACUGAAACACUUAAGAGUUGGACAUGGACAUUCAACAUUUUAGAGAAGGUCAAAUCAACCUCAACGGAAAGAUGAUCAAUGUUUCACUCUUUAGUGGUUGUCAAGUUGUGCUCUGCUUGUAAAAUGACAAAAUGACAUCUUCAUCGGGCAGCGGAAGCUCCAAAACGGUCAUAAAACGCUUCCUUAACUGCACUGGCAAUGUGUCAUGUUUUAACAAUUAUGAGCUGACUCACCCCUGUCAUACGUUAAACUGUUAGUCUCUCUGUAGCAAGCACCACUUGGUCACACGAAAUGCAGGAGAUCCAAAUCAUAUCCUCCCAUUCUCAAGCUGAGAGUCCUGAAUGGUAAGCAGGAAGUCAAAACCUGCCCCCCCCCCCCACCCAAAAAAAAGUAACCUGAAACAUUGUCCACAUGACAACUAGUAAUGAGAGUAAAUGUCACUCGUGUCAUUCUUUCA